UCAUUAUGAUGAUUAUUAUUUGGUGCAAUCACCUGAUUAUUCAUUUAGUACUUGAUACUUAGUUGAUAUUUGCAAACAUGUGUCCUAUUCACAGUGAACUUAUUGAGGAAAUUUCCAAGCUUUCCAAAAUGAAAGAGCUGGAUUUGGAUAACUUUAUAAAGAUGGUUAAACCUAUGAACUGGAUAGAUGGUGGUCAUUACGACUAUAUAAAAAAAAUGAGAGAGCAUGUGUCUCAACUAUCGACAGAAAAACAAAUUGAGUUGUGUUUAAAAGUACUAGAACAUGUUGAUUUAACUAGUUUGAAAGGAACAGAAAGUCAUGAAGAAAUAACAGAACUUUGUGAAAAGGCUGCAAAAACUUAUCAAAAAGGAAUGAAAACUUGGAACACUGCUGCAGUUUGCGUAACUCCAAAUAAAGCUCAAGAUGCAAUAAAAGCUUUAGAUAGGUUGAAUAUGAGAGAUUCAGUAAAAGUUGCUAGUGUUGCAGGAGAUUUUCCUGCAGCAUUGCUACCAUUAGAAGAUAGACUAGCUGAAAUUAGACUAGUUGUUGAAUAUGGGGUAGAUGAAGUUGACAUUGUUAUAAAUCGAAAGCUGGCUAUAGACCACAAAUGGACAGAGUUGUAUGAUGAAUUGAAGCAAGUCAGACAAGCAUGUGGAAAUAAAAAAAUGAAAACUAUCCUUGCCGUUGGAGAUUUGCCUGGUUAUUUUGAAAUUUAUUUUGCAUCAAUAAUAGCCAUGUUAGCUGGGACUGAUUUCAUAAAAACAUCUACUGGCAAAGAAGCUAUUAAUGCAGAAUUAAAAUUUGGACUUAUAAUGUGUCACGCUAUUAUUCAUUAUCAUACUGCAACUGGUAGAAAGGUUGGCUUAAAACCUGCUGGAGGAAUUUCCUCUCCGUUAGAAGCUGCCACUUGGUUGGAAAUGACACGAUUUAAACUAGGAACAGAUUGGAUGAAAACGGAAAUGUUUAGGAUUGGUGCUUCAAAAUUAGUGGAUAAAAUUCUUGAAUUUGUAGGCACUGAUUUUAAAUCAACUAAGGAUUAUUGAAAAAUAUUUUUUAAUUUUACUCCCAAACACAGUUCAAUUGGAAAAUUGGACAAAAAGAAAUGAAAAAUUUUUCAUGUAAAAAU
Molecule: messenger RNA, 1126 nt
Organism: Trichogramma pretiosum
Lineage: Eukaryota; Metazoa; Arthropoda; Insecta; Hymenoptera; Trichogrammatidae
Gene: Dera
Product: deoxyribose-phosphate aldolase
Exons: 5
Coding region: 78-1043 (321 amino acids)
Biological process (GO): carbohydrate catabolic process; deoxyribonucleotide catabolic process
Cellular component (GO): cytoplasm
Molecular function (GO): deoxyribose-phosphate aldolase activity
Source: RefSeq, a predicted model, not a curated record